AUGGCGGCUACACUUGCUUCUCUAUUUGGAUACAAACCAAAUAACCUUGCGCAAAAUAAGCUUCCAAAUGAGCCACCUAAGGCUCUACCGGCCUCUUGGUACUGCACACCAGAGAUGUAUGAAUUGGAGCGACGGGCUAUCUUCUCAAAGCUGUGGAUUUUGAUCACUCACAAGAUCCGUUUCACAAAGCCCGGCGACUUCCUACGAUUCCAUGAAGCUGGAUUCUCCUUUUUCUUGUGCCUCGAUCGGGAGGGCAAUAUAAAUGGCUUUCACAAUAUUUGUCGACACCGCGCAUUCCCGCUUGUUUCAGAAGACGAGGGAAACAUCAGGAUUCUCUCCUGCAAAUACCAUGGAUGGUCAUACGGUCUGAACGGAAAGCUCGCCAAGGCUCCGCGAUUUGACGAUAUACCUGGGUUUAACAAAGAAGACCAAAGAUUAUUUCCCGUGCAUGUGCACGUCGAUACACUGGGAUUUAUCUGGGUGAAUCUCGACUCUUCACCAAAUCCUGUACCUUGGGAAGACGCCUUCAAAGGUGUCGACACUCAAGAACGGUUCCGAAAGUUUGAUUUCAGCAAGUACAAGUUUGACCACACAUGGCAUAUGGACGGGGAUUAUAAUUGGAAAACACUCGCGGACAACUACAACGAAUGUUAUCACUGCACAGUCGCACAUCCUGAUGUGGCAAACCUGGCGGAUCUCUCAUAUUAUCAUACAGUCUCCACACCUGGGCAUAUACAGCAUUUUUCUCGACCGAAGGAGGAUAGAGUGGAUCAGGAUAUUCAAAAUGCAAGCACUUAUUACUUCCCAAAUGCUUGUAUGACAGUCUCGUGGGUCUUUCGUGCUCCUGGGUAG
This is a messenger RNA of Penicillium canariense, 852 nucleotides long. RefSeq lists its product as uncharacterized. The record is from RefSeq and is a predicted model, not a curated record. NCBI's taxonomy places the organism in Eukaryota, Fungi, Ascomycota, Eurotiomycetes, Eurotiales, Aspergillaceae. Gene Ontology annotation, molecular function: iron ion binding; 2 iron, 2 sulfur cluster binding. The transcript has a single exon. Bases 1 to 852 code for a protein of 283 amino acids.